GUCCAAACAAAAUUCUCAAUUCUCAGGUGACACAUUCCGGAAGUGAAAAAGUAACAACCACACCGUAAAGAGGAACUUCAUCUACAUUAUAUUUAUCUCCAAUUUCUGCUGCGAACGGACUGAAUAAAGUUGAAUGUAAACCCCUUCAGAUCCUGAUAACAAUGGAGAUGCGCAAUAUGUUGUGGAAAAUGGGCUCACUAGGAAAGCAAAAUUUAGCCAUGUUGAAUACAAAUUGUCUGUCACUGAACAGAUCAUUGAGUCAAUGCACCUGCCUAUGGAUAAGAUGGACAAACAGAAACUUAAAUACAUUUUGCAAAGGCAACAAUAUAUAUUUACGUUUACAUUUACGCCCUAUGACGACUACAUCAAGAAGAAUUUUGAGUGUAUUUUCAAUACCAAAAAAGAUGUUUGCAACCUCCAGUAAACUUAGGAACUUUGGGGUUGAUCAACAUGAAGAUGAGUAUGAGGCACCAGUAUCUGACAGAGGGAUGAAUUUGAGAUACCAUGUGGAAAAUGGAUACCUGUCGUGGAUGCGGAACACAUACAUGGCGACUCUGGCUGGAAUGACAGUGAUGAAUUUGGAGAUCGCUUCCAUCCCGCAGACAAUCGGAGCAGUUAUCCUGCUGAUUGGAGGCAUGAAUGUUACGGCGGGUACGUUCGGCUAUCUAUACGGUACCCACUCCCUCGUGAAGCGCGGCCACCUGUCAAAGACCAUGUCCCGACUGUGCCAGUUGUUUGCCCUCCUUCAUUUCGUUGCCUGGUACAUCGCCUUCACAAUGCUGUUUCCCGAGUUGGACAAGGUUGAUCAGGAGUUAGACAAAAUGGAAAAAGAACUCUGAACAGUGCUUUUGUAAAUGGUCAUAUUCGGUGCAAAAUGGAAGUAGGAUUUCCAUGUUAAUGAGCAAAACUCUAAUCUUUGUUACAGGGCUUUCGUUAAAGGAAGUUUUGAAGUAUACAACUCACAAGAAAUAGGUUAAAACUUCCAAAUUUUGAAGAAAACUUCCAAAGUCAAAAGCUUGGAAGUUCAAAAUAUCGAAACCUGGUGUCAAUAUUACUUUAAUGCUCACAAACAGUCUUGAAGUUAAAUGAAUUAUUAUGACAUAAAUCUGUGAAACUGGCUAGAUAUAAUUAUAUCUUCAAAUUAUUUUAUUUUUAACAUACCAAUACUGAAAAAAGAAGAAAUUGUAUUCGGGGAAACUUAAACUAUAAAAUUUCAUUGAAAAACUUCUAAUAUUGAUGGUCAGGAAGUUCAUACUUCCAGUUUUAAAUUCUUAAGGAAGCCCUCUUUGUUACUAGCCUUGAUGAAAAGUUACUCAAAGGAACUCUGAAUGGAAUUGUUUUUCCAGGGAGGGAUAUGUUAUGUCAAAGGUGGUGGUUUAUUUAUGACACUAGCUUUGAUUAACAGAAAUCCGGGGCCUUAUUCAGGAUAAUACUACCGGGUAAUCAUUAUCCUCUCUGGUUCCAUGUAGUCUUUAGCCAACUAAUUUUCACAACCCAUCAAUUCCAGUCUUAAAUUUUAGUUAAACCUAAGAUGGUUAUUAAAUACCAUGAUAAGUGUAUUUUGUGAUCAGUUAAAGAAAGUAGACAUUUGAUUAGGAAAUAAUGACGAAAAUCCAUGGAAAUCAGUUAGAUAAGACUGCUGACAAAAAAUAGAUCACAGAUUUUUAUAUUUAAUUUCAAAAAUUGAUGUUUUAUGCAUUUUUCUUAAACCUUUAGUAAAGGUUUAAGCCAUAAAACAUGCAUUUUCCAAUGGAAUUUUUUUUUCAGCAACCUUAUAUCAUUGGUUUGUAGAUAUCUACGCAAAAAAUUGCCCUUUCCAAAACAAAAAAUAACAAAAGUUAUAAUGUGUGUUCUGCACAUUGUCUCAUUGUGGUGAGCAUUCGUCUAGAGUUUCAUGAAAUUUAUGAUUCAAACUUGUGUUCUUGAACUGUGCAUUUAAGCUAGCUCAUCUUAAAUGUAUGAUGUACACGUCAUUGCCAUGUGAUAAACAUUUGAUCCAAGUUUCAUGAAAAUCCAAAAAUUUAGGAGACACGAAAGACGACAGAGAAAAACACAAAAAAACAUCCAUGCUUAGAAUUAUAAGGGACAUGACUAGUGACGUAAAUCAUCUUCUUGAAUGGUGUUUAACUAAUGCUACAUCAAAGUGAUAUCAUCUUGCCCCCUCUACUUAUGUCUUUCUUUAACUGUUUAAACAUCCAGUCUUCAUCUCAAUUUUUCGAACAUCUGUUAAACAAUUAACAUGUUAUACGCUUGUAUUCAGGAGACAACUGUUGAGAAUAAAUUUUACCAAUUGAUUGUUAUAGUCUGAUCAGGGAUUUAUUCAACUGUUCGACUUGUAUGAAAUUUUAAUGGGUAAUUAUGUUGAACACGUAUGACUUUUCUGAUCAACACAAUAAAAAGAAAAGCAUUUGAUUUGCGUAAAUAUAAAAAACAAGCUAUAUUUUGUCGCUUUUUGUAAUGGGUAAUUUGUGGCCACAUAGCCAUUUAUAGAAAAACACUGAUUUAGAAAAGCUAAUAUUUGUUUACAAAAGUUAGAGAAGUAUUAUUUCAGUAUGGAUUUAGCUACGUCUGGUUAUGGCAAGACGUAGGCGACAUUAAUACUUUCAACGCACAAUUUAAACUUCGCUUAAUCGACUUUAUGACUCAGGGGUGGCAUGACACCGUUAAUACAUCUUCAAGAUGCGAUCUCUAUAAACAUGUUAAAUCCUUACUCAAUCCCAAAAAAUAUCUUUCCAUAAACUUGUCACAUAAAUUUGUUCGUGCGCUUGUGCGAUUUAGGUGUUCAAGUCACUGGUUAAAUAUCGAAGUUGGCUGGCAUCUUAACAUAUAAGGAAAUGACGGAAUAUGUGCGUCCUGCUUAAUCAACGAGAAAGGCUUUUAUUAGAAGAUGAAUUUCAUGCGUUUUUCAUAUGCCGGAGGUUCUUUACUGUAAGAAAUCAGUUUUUAUAUAGCUGGUACACGGGUCGAUCUGACCUACAUGCCUUUUACAGACUCCUACAGUCGGAUAUAGUGGCAAUAUUUAUUUUUUACUUGUUAAUUUGUAUACAAUUUGUAUUAAGCAAUGACACCACUGUAUUGUAAUUAAUGAUGUAUAUAUAAUAGUACCGGUAUGUAUUUUGGGUCGGAGGCUUUUAUGUAAUGAAUAAAGUUGAGUGGAGUUACUAAACAUAUUGUAUUUUUACAUGAACCUAUAUUGUACCCCUUCAAGUAUGCAUUAGAUUGUACAUUGUAUUGCAUUUGUUCCAAUUGAAAUGUUGUGACAUGGUUAUUUUGUUAUAAAUUUAAAAUAUUCCUUGAAAUAAAAGAAAAGUUAAUGA
This is a messenger RNA of Mya arenaria, 3317 nucleotides long. RefSeq lists its product as uncharacterized. The coding region runs from base 162 to 839 and encodes 225 amino acids. The transcript is spliced from 5 exons. The record is from RefSeq and is a predicted model, not a curated record. NCBI's taxonomy places the organism in Eukaryota, Metazoa, Mollusca, Bivalvia, Myida, Myidae.